ACAGAUACAAAUUCAACUGAGCAUUCCGUAUAACAUGGCAUGCUUGACUAAAUUUAAGAAAAUCCCACAUUAACAUUUCAGAAUUCUGAUAAAUCAUUAUAACCUCCACUCACACUCAGUUGUCAGACGUACCAACUAUGAGCACGAGUUUGCAUAUUAUGAAACAAAUGUUGACUGCUGUGAUGUGGGAUAUGACAUUUUAAACACCCAAUGGACGGGCACGCAUAGUGCCCUCGGCUUUGCCUUGGGGCGCUACAUGUAUGUAUCCCUCAGGUGUUCAUAUCAUCAUAUCUCACAUCACAGCAGUCAACAAUUGUUAUGUCACACCUCUGUCUUCAUUACAUUGAGACUGAGGAAUUUAUCCAAAGAAACGUGUUCUAAAUUUCAGAAGUUCAGAAGAGGAUAGGCCUACUGUCAAGCGGUAUAAGUAACACAGCAGUCAAAAAUGAGAUGUGGACGGCAAAGCUCACAAACACCACCAUUCUAGGGCUAAAGCUUGGAUACAUAAACCAGACCACUAUUUCCCAAAAGAUCUAAAAAAUAAUCAAUUUUCAAGAAAUGGAAAAGAAUGUGGGCGUGGAGUUUAAGUUUCGGACUUGAUGAACAGCGCCCCCAAAUACAUGUACAGAUGUAAUUGAGUUGACCAUGAGUUGACUAACGUUAGGCAAUGUCAAAACAGUAUUCAGUAAAACUUACUUUGUAAACGCAAAAUAGAUUGUGGCUGCAAGCGCACCUACGAGGAGGGUCUGAGCCCGAUGGUUGAAGAAUGAAAGAUCACUGCCAUGGCAACCAAGAUUCUUUUGACAACGAGCACAUACAGCCGACUUCUAGCUCGUUGCAGUCGUACCCAUUGUCGGCCUUUGUUAAAGAAAUCCCCGAGAUGUUUCACCUCCAGUUUUCCCACCAUGUCCCAGCCGAUUGUCACAAAGCUUCAUGAAUAUCAUCCCCACAGGCAUGACGGGCAAUUAAGGAGCAUUUCUUGUGUCCAAAGAGCAACUAGAUCUGAGCAUGAUGCUUUUCUACGGUUAAACAAGGCACCACCGUAUGGCCUCCUCAACAAACGAUUGUUAUCGGACUCAAAGACUGAAGAAGAAAAUAAGGAAUCAGUGUCAUCAACCACAGAUACUGAGAAAGACAACCUGCAGUCACAAACUUUGAAAAAGACUGUUGGCAAACAGCUAAGGAAAUGUUCUGAAUCUCCCACUGAAGAAACUGAGACGGUUGUUUUGGACAGACAAAGUGAAGUUAAUGACCAGGAGGAAAGGGCAGAAACUUAUUCAAAGCUGCACCGCUUUGGAUCAGAAACUGGGGAUGUCAUUGAAACAUCCGAGGACAUCACUGAAACGUCUGAGGACAUCACUGAUAUUUCUGAGGACAUUAAUAGAACUGUGUCUAGCAGUUUGGUAAUCAGGACCAAACCUGAUGAGAAUGAAUUGGAUCGUGACUGGGGUACAGUGGACAUUCUUGCCGAGCGGGAGUCCCCGACGGUUUUGGAAGAAUUUAUUCAGCCAUUACUCCCGACAGAAUCACUAUCGCUGGCUGCAUAUGCUGACCACUCCCCCACUCUGCAGAAGCUAACUGAGCUCGGGGUGGACCUGUCCAAGGUCGAGAAGAAGGCCAAGAUCGGGAAUGCACUGAUCAAGAUGGAUUUUGACAGGGACAUCAAGGAUAAGAUUGUUCUCUUGGACUCGGCAGGAGUAACGUCCAGCAAGUCCCUGGGCCGAUUCUUGACCAUCAACCCUUUUGUGCUGACCGAGGACCUGGAGAAUCUGGAGACGAGGUUGAGGUACCUGCGAUCGAAGAAGUUUUCGGACGAUGCUAUCACCCAAGUCUUGACCAGAGCUCCUUACUUCUUAAGUUUCUCGGUUGACCGCCUAGAUAGCAAGUUGGGAUUUUAUCAGAAAGAGUUGAGCUUGACUGGAGAUGAAAUUAGACAUAUUAUCACCAAAACACCUAAGUUGGUGACCUUCAAGAUCCAACGAGUCAAGGAAAGCAUCUUUGUGUUUCGUCGGCAGCUUGGGUUCACAACGUCUGAACUCAAGAAACUUGUUCUGGCCGAACCAAAGCUCCUCCUUAGAGGCAAAGAGAAGCUGAUUGGUGUGUUUGACUACCUACACAACCACAUGGGCAUCCCUCACAAGCAGAUAGUGAAGAACCCCCAGGUCUUCAAUGGAAGAGCCUUCAAGCUACAGGAAAGGCAUCAGUUCCUGAAAUUGCUUGGCCGCGCCCAGUACGACCCCACCCAGCCUGGCUACGUGGCCCUCGAACACCUCUCAAAGGUGCCAGAUGCCGUCUUCUGUCAAGACAUUGCAAAGUCCUCCAUCGAAGUGUACAAUGAUUUCCUGAAGACUCUGUGAAAAAGUUCUGACAUAAUGGACCAGUUAGACUGUGACUGUGAACUCAUAAAACUGUGGUGUAUAAAAUAGCAGUGGCCCAAAAGGGGCGUGGCCAGAGAAUUCAGUAUGGAGAAGGCUGUUCAAUGUGACGUGUACAAGCUCACAACUAGUAGGAACUGAAUGCUGUCUUUAUGUAAUGAGUGCAUGUACAUCUCAAAGUCUUAUCACAGAUUGGUUUAAGUUCAAAUGCAAUUUAUCUUAACUAAUCUUAAGUUUCAGUAUGCUGGUCAAAGUGGUUGAAACACCCACAUGACAAGUUUUCAGCCAGAAAAAAUCUUGAAAUUCCUGCAACAGUAAUAAACUUAAAAUAUUAUUUGCAAGAAGUUUUGUUCGGUAUGUCAAAAUUAAAGCAUGUUACUCUUGUGCAAUGUCCAUUUGGAAAGUGAUGAAGGAUUGAAACCUGUGUCAUGUGACUGUCACAUGGUUUGACUGGUAUAAGAAUAAACUUUUAACCUUUGACCUUUGAAUUAUGAAAA
This is a messenger RNA of Acanthaster planci (crown-of-thorns starfish), 2872 nucleotides long. It is a transcript of the gene mterf3, whose product is annotated as mitochondrial transcription termination factor 3. Gene Ontology annotation, biological process: mitochondrial transcription; mitochondrial ribosome assembly; regulation of DNA-templated transcription. Lineage: Eukaryota; Metazoa; Echinodermata; Asteroidea; Valvatida; Acanthasteridae. Gene Ontology annotation, molecular function: double-stranded DNA binding. The record is from RefSeq and is a predicted model, not a curated record. Gene Ontology annotation, cellular component: mitochondrion.